AUGUCGCUGAAAAAUAUAUGUUCGGAUCAAGAUGCUCUUCAAAGACCCAGUGUCAGUGAAUCGAUCGAACUUUUGGAUAAUACGGAGAAGAAAAGUGACAAUGGAGAGUCAUCUGCCAUUGUUAAAUUAAGGAAACAAGUCUGUAGAUUUUGUGGAUUGUUGCAUGAAGGUAGAUGUAUUAAACUUACCAAAUUAUUUCCUCUUUUCAGAGACAACUCAACGUUAAAGGAUAUCAGUGCUCAAAGGAUCUCAGCUACGUCCUAUUUCAACAUAACCUCAAAUCAUCAGUGGGACUACAGCAGAGAGGUCCUUCUCUACGUUAAGAAAAGUGAAGACUUGGCUGAGGGGAUUGGUAACUCUAGAAUACAGACUAUCCUCCACAAUUAUCCAAUCUAUGGUAAUGUUGCUCAGGAAAGAAGAGGUGGUGACCGCAUUUCUAACAAAUUCAAUGAGGGACAACAAGGUGUUAUAAAAUACAUCAGCUCUUUAAAGUGUUUAGAAUCGCAUUAUUGUCGUAGCAAUACUCGUCGAAGUUACCUUUCCUCUGAUUUAAGUAUAGAAAAGUUAGCAAAUAUGUACAACGCUCAAGCCAACGAGAACUUGAAAGUGAAAAAUUCGUACUUUCGCCAGAUUUUUGUGCAUAUGUUUAAUUUGGGCUUUGGUUCACCUAGGGUCGAUGUAUGCUCGACGUGCCUGGAACUUUCAGAAAAAAUAAAGCAAACAACCGAUCCUCGACAAACCGCAUCUUUAAAAGCUACCCAAGCUAUUCACAAAAAAAGGGCUAAAGCUUUUUUUGCAUUACUAAAAGUACAAGAAAAUGAAACUCUUACGCUCUCAUUCGAUUGCCAGAAAAAUUUGCCCAGUCCCAAAAUUCCAGAUCAGGAGACUUACUAUCGACGUCAACUUUACUUCUUCAAUUUUUCUAUUGUUGUUGGUAGUUCUCAGUGCAAAAUGUCUCCAAAUAAUUGCUUUAGCUACGUAUGGACAGAAGGAACUUAUCCAAAAGGUUCAAAUGAGCCUCCAAAAAAGUUCCAAUUCAAGCGAGCAGCAAAAUCCCAGCACAUGAUUCUCAUCCAAGCAGAACAGUUUUAUUACCACUUCAUUGGUAAUUUCAAAUCCAUUAUGAAAGGGAAAGAAAAUAUUUUAAGCAUUAAUCCUUCAAAAAUUGCUAAGGACAAUACAUUAGUAAACAAGAAAAAAUUAUCUGAUGUUAAAAGGCUUCUUGAAUUGCAUUUUGGGUCUGAUUGGCAAUCUAAUACAUGCUUAAAGUUUUACGUCCAUUUUUUUGCUUCUUGUGAAGGACGUAGUGAAGUUAGUGCAGAAGUGGAAGAAGAUUUAUGUGGCAUAACUGAAGAAGCACCAGAAUUAUGUGUCUAA
Messenger RNA from Diabrotica balteata, 1377 nucleotides. The record is from the annotation of a GenBank genome assembly. Lineage: Eukaryota; Metazoa; Arthropoda; Insecta; Coleoptera; Chrysomelidae.